GAUGGCAAAAGGCGGCUUGGAGGCUCGGGCUUAACUUGCCAGGGGAGCAGCAGCGGCGGCGGCGGGGAGAGGGCAGGGAAGGGAGCUCGCCUGCUGCCGCUGCCGCCCCUGCCCCUAGCGCUCGGGUUCCCUCUCCGUCUCCCCGCCGCCGCCGGCCAUCUGCCCUUGGAGGAAGCCCAGCCAACCGUCCGGCGUGAGAAGAGGCUGCAGGGAGAGACGCGCCCCGUUCCCGUCGCUGCCGUUUGCCAGCAAGUCGACCCAGCAGGCGGGGCGGAGGGAUGCAGGGGAGCAGCGGCAGGAUGCGCUCGUGGGGCGUUUUCUGGUUGCCCGAGAAAAGUUGAACUUGUUUAUCUCUUCGCGAGAGUCGCCGCCGCCGCCGCCCCCCCGGAAGCCCCCCGAGGAGAGACAGGAGGCGCCCUCCUCCAGCCCCCUCCCUCCUUUCGCCUCCCUCUUGGCCUCUGGUUCAACUUUUGCCCCUCCGGGCACCCGAGGCGGCGGGGGGCGCAGCCGCCUCCAAGUGGGGCGCUCCCCACUGCAAGCCUAGACCCCAGCAGCCCACCCUGACUGCGCCGGAUUCCAGGAGCGAGCAGCGGCGGAUCGGGGUGGUAGAGCAGAAUCUCAGGAAAAUGCCUGGUCUGUAGCUGAAAGCUCUGGAUGCUUCACGUGAAGUUGGCGAAAGGUGGCAUCAACCAGCAGCUGUUAUUGAUGAGUGCCUCAGCUGUUUGAAAGGAAAACUAAAAAGAAAACUCCACAAGCAUAUUUCUCAGUCAGGUGCCCAUAGCAUUGUUUCCAUAGACAAUAGCCAAACUUGCCAACUCAAAUUUUUUGUUUUAAAAAAGUAAAAUUAUUUUCUUGGAUAGUAUAUUCCCAAAGAUUUUGUUUACGCGCUUUCAAGGCUCCACGUCAUGCAUCUACACUAUUUUUUUACAUAAAGUAUUUUUCUUUUUUUAAAAAAUAAAUAAAUAAAAGCAUACUGCAGCGGCAAGCGUUUUAGAAAGAUUCACUCUGUGGCAGAAGAAAAAAGUUGAAGAAAACUUGAUCUGGACCCAACUGCAGGUCAUCUCCGGUUCCACCUCCACCUCCUGCGCUGGUCAAAUUUCAUCGCGGAAUCAGAACUUGAUAGCUCUAUUGAUUUGGCUGAGGAGAGUCACCUCUAGAUAUUUUCACACUGAUUUGGAAGAUCGUUUAUAUACUCCUUUCUCCCGAAAGAAAGGAAAAGAAAAAUGAAGUUAAGGAAGACUGUCGACUGCUGAUAUCAGCAAACUUGGGAAGAAGCCUGAGCUACAUUCUCUAAACUGAAUCGCAUGGGACCCUGGCUUCCAUAGUAGAGAGUUUUUCCUUGCCUAAAUACACUUACAAAGCUGGGACAUUAUUGGUGCUUCCUGGACUUUAUUAGCUUCCGUUGCUUUCUAUUAGUCGUGGAGAUUCCAUGCUGAUCCAGACAAGCUCCCCUCAGCUGGUGUCUGCCUUGCUCGAGACUCUUGGCCUCUCCCUUGUCCAGGAAUUCGGUGCUUGGUCCCAGCUACCAUGCUGCACCACGCUGCUUUUCUAUUGCACUGCCUCCCGCUGGUCAUGGGACAGUAUGACAUCUGCAAAUCCUGGGUGACCACUGACGAUGGGCCCAUGUGGGAGUUCUACGCCUGCCAACCUAAGGCAAUGCAGAUGAAGGACUACGUGACCGUGAAAGUGGAUCCCUCAGAGAUCACCUGUGGAAACCCCCCAGAGAGAUUUUGCACUCACGAGAACCCGUACUUGUGCAGCGACGAGUGUGACGCAUCCAACCCUGACCUGGCACACCCGCCAAAGCUGAUGUUCGACAAAGAAGACGAAGGCCUGGCAACCUACUGGCAGAGUGUGACGUGGAGUCGUUACCCAGAGCCCUUGUUGGCCAACAUCACACUAUCUUGGAACAAGAGCAUCGAGCUGACAGACGACAUUGUAGUGACGUUUGAGUAUGGCCGCCCCACUGUCAUGAUGCUGGAGAAGUCCUUGGACAAUGGCAGGACUUGGCACCCAUAUCAGUACUAUGCGGAUGACUGCAUGGAAGCCUUUGGCAUGCAAGCCCGGCGGGUCAGGGAGCUCUCUGCCACCAGCGCCAACAGGAUCAUCUGCACGGAGGAAUAUUCCCGCUGGGCGGGCUCCAAGAAGGAGAAGAAUGUUCGCUUUGAGGUGAGAGACCGUUUUGCCAUUUUUGCUGGUCCAGAUCUCAGAAACAUGGACAACCUGUACACGCGGCUGGAAAGUGCCAAAGGUCUGAAGGAGUUCUUCACUGUAACAGACUUGCGGCUGAGGCUCUUGAGACCAGCGCUCGGGGGCACCUAUGUGCAGAGGGAGAACUUGUACAAAUACUUCUAUGCUGUUUCCAACAUCGAAAUCACCGGCAGGUGUAAAUGCAACCUUCAUGCCAGCCUGUGUACCUUCAAGGAGGGCAGCCUGCAGUGUGAGUGUGAGCACAACACCACCGGGCAGGAUUGCGGCAGGUGCAAGAAGAACUUCCGCAGCAAGUCGUGGCGGGCUGGCUCCUACCUGCCCCUCCCCAAUGGCUCUCCUAAUGUGUGUGCAGCUCCGAACUUCGGCAACUGUGAAUGUUACGGCCACUCCACUCGCUGCAGCUUCAUCGACUUCCUCAACCUGGUGACGUGCAUCAGCUGCAAGCACAACACGCGGGGCCAGCAUUGCCAGCACUGCCGGCUGGGCUACUACCGGAACAGCUCCGCAGAACUCGACGACGAGAAUGUUUGCAUAGACUGCAACUGCAACCGAAUUGGCUCGGUGGCCAACCGCUGCAACGACACUGGCUACUGCGACUGCAAGGAAGGCGUCACGGGGCCCAAGUGCGACGACUGCCUGCCCAGCUACUACUGGAGACAGGGCUGCUUCCCGAAUGUCUGCGACGACGAGCUCUUGCUGUGCCAGAACGGGGGCACCUGCUAUGAGAACCAGCGCUGCCUCUGCCCGCCGGGCUUCAAGGGGGUCCUCUGCGAGCAGCACAAGUGCGAAGGGGAGCACAAGGACUGCAAUGGGGCCUCCAGCAUGGCCCUCAGCCCCUCCAUCUUCCUCUUCAGCUCACUGGCCCUGCAACUGCGACACUGGGGAGACCUUUGAGACCCACCUACAGGAGAGCCUGAAAGGGACAAAUUGCCCCCAAAGAGGAUGGGGAAGGGGAAGGGGAGGGGGAACACGUUUGAGGGCCCUCUGCUGCUGCCGGUUCUGCCUCCCACAGCCUCUUUUCCUAGCUCACAGGAAACAGCAAAAGGAAUAGAAGCAGCUGAGUCUUCUUCCGACCCAGGUUUAUGAGGACCUUAUCCGGAUGUGACUGUUGCGCUGCAGAGACCUCGCUCGAUAGAAACCAUCGGGGACGGAGCAACCACCCCAAGUGGGGAGGGCAGAAAACUUGCGUCGCUUCCUCUUUCUUUCAAGUGGUGACCGUUUUGUGUCUCCACUGUGCACAGGGUGUGAGGAAGUCUGCCAAAAACAUGCCAGGCACUUAGGGUUUCUGCAGUUUUCUUGUCCUUUCUUUUCCUUUCCUCCUCAAGCCUGUUUUUUGGGAAGAAACACUCCGGAGCGAGUCUGGCAGCUGAAGGAAGCCAGAGGGACUAGCAAGACUCUUUUUCCACCUUGCAGCGUCAGCCCACUCUAGCUAGCCCAGACGUAAAACUAUACUGUUGCCUACAAAUCAAGUUGCUGAAUUUGUUAAGUUUUAUACUUUUUAUCCUUUGGUUGCAGGAGUUAAUUUUUUUUCCGUUUCUUGCCCUUGAGAUCGGAGGAAAAGGAGGCUGCUAUGUAUCGCGCCAACAUGUAACGUUGUUAUCCAGGCUUUGCCGUAUAGUUUACGGUUCAGACACUUUUUUUGUAGAGAAUUAUUUUUGUUUGGAUUAUAAAUGUUCUAAAGGAAAAAAAAAAGAUUAACAAUCACAGCCUCUAGAGAGACAUUUUGCCAUAAGCACUAUGGUGUAAUAAUCCUACUACAGUAAAGCAAAUUAUUAAUUGCU
Molecule: messenger RNA, 3992 nt
Organism: Heteronotia binoei (common prickly gecko)
Lineage: Eukaryota; Metazoa; Chordata; Lepidosauria; Squamata; Gekkonidae
Gene: NTNG2
Product: netrin G2
Exons: 8
Coding region: 1528-3105 (525 amino acids)
Source: RefSeq, a predicted model, not a curated record